UGUGGCAGGAGUUGCUCGCAAUACGGGAGAAAUUUCUCACGUUGCGGUGUGCAGGGCAAUACUUAUUAAGGCUGUACCUCAUACAUCUUCAGGCGCAUGAUCCUUGAAACGUACGGAGGAGUAUUCUAUUCUUGAUAUUGUUUAGUCUCCCAGAUAGUACAUGUAAGACUAUGUGAGACUCAUGCCAUGCCAUGCCAUACUUUUCAAGGAUGCACUUGAAAGAUGAAUGACGGGCAGGUCUAAACUUAGGUUUUAUCGCCGAUCGCCUACACAGAGCAGACGCGGAAGUGGCAGAAAUGACGGGGCGAGAGGGUAACGGCAUUACAGAGAAUCAGCCUAGAGGACGAGACGCGGGUAAAGACAUUAAUACAGGAAAUGAAACUACUACUACUUCUUCAACUGGUGCAGAGAGGAAACUACAAGGCAAGAACUCCGAGAAGUCCAUGUCGGAGACGUCCGAUACAACCUCCAACCAGGAGAAAGUAUCUUCUACAACUGCGACAGCACAAGCAGGAC
Amoebophrya sp. A25 is the source of this 516-nucleotide messenger RNA. NCBI's taxonomy places the organism in Eukaryota, Dinophyceae, Syndiniales, Amoebophryaceae. The record is from the annotation of a GenBank genome assembly.